AAAGGAGGACAGCGGAGACGUUACAGCGGCGGCGAACCAUAAAGGAGGGGAAGAAAAGGCGUUUUAUGUCGAUGCUCUUGACGACCGCCGUCGACAGCGAAGACUGACAGUCGGUUGCGUCCAGUGCAAGGCUCAGCUGUGGAUGCAUUUGACACAGACUGUCCGCAGAAGGUCUCUGUCAGCAGCAUGGGACAGCAUCUAGGAAAGAGGGAGUCACCCAUGGACGGCAAGGCUUCAUCACCUGAAUCCAAAGAAGCCCAGACAGCAGCAGCAGCAGCAGCAGAACCUGAAUCUCAGGAUGAAGUCUUUGGCUCGGGUGAGGCAGAUGCGAACCAGAACAAUGGCUGCGUCUCGGAGAAGCCGGCGGUGACUGACUCCACAGGCGCUGAGGGCCCCCGCCAGCCCUGGAUCCCCGCCAGCACAGCUGACCCUGACGCCGCCACACCACGCCCCCACCUGGCCCGCCUCUUCUCCCGAGAUGCCCCGGGCCGAGAAGACAACACCUUCAAAGACCGACCCUCCGAAUCAGACGAGCUGCAGACCAUCCAGGAGCACAACGGAGCUGCCUCAGAGUGCGGGUCGGAUAGCCCCGAACAGGACCUACAAAAACUACCAACUACUACUACCGCAAUGGCAUCUGCAAGCAGCUCCGCACAGGCUGCCUUCGGGUUGGGCCGGAGGAAGAAGAACCCCGGCCUCCUGGAUCAGAUCGGAAAGUUCUUUGGAGGGGACAAGAAGAGGAAGAGCAAGGGAUCUUUCCGAGCUCUCUCUCCAGCCACUCAAAAAGCCUCUGCGACCUCCCCACGUAAGCGUGGAGCAGAGAACGCUGUGGUCCAUUUCUUCCGCACGAUGGGCAACCAGAAGUCACAGUCUGCUAAAGCCAAGAAGGCCAGUGCUGGGGACGGCAAAGGCACCCUGACUAGGAUCUUCAAAAUGGGAAGCAGGAGUGCUUCUCCAGCCAAACGCUGAGGUCCCUCUCUACAACCCCUUCCAACAGCAUGUGGGCAGAUGUUCAAGAACACGGGAC
Molecule: messenger RNA, 1027 nt
Organism: Xiphias gladius (swordfish)
Lineage: Eukaryota; Metazoa; Chordata; Actinopteri; Istiophoriformes; Xiphiidae
Product: myelin basic protein-like
Exons: 8
Coding region: 187-969 (260 amino acids)
Molecular function (GO): structural constituent of myelin sheath
Source: RefSeq, a predicted model, not a curated record